AUGACGCGAGUCAACCCUUUAACCCUAUCAGACAGUCAAUAUGCCAAAAAGGCUAUCCAUUACAUCGAAAUGUUAAACAGUUUACGACGACUUGGUGCCCACCAUGCUGUUGAUUUGCCGACUGUUGUGUUCUGUGGUAAUCAGUCCGCGGGAAAAAGUAGCUUAUUGGAGGCUAUUUCCGACGUACAGUUGCCACGCUCAGACGGCACAUGUACUCGAUGUGUAAUGGAAAUCCGUCUUAUGGAUUCCAAAAACCGGUGGGAAUGCCAGAUCAAACUGAGAAAAGAAUACGACAACAACGAUGAUAAAAAAUUAUCACGCCCAGAAGAAUUCAAAUUCGGUGAUAUUAUCAUCGACAAAGCCAAUGUAGAACUAAUGGCAAGACGAGCGCAGAAAGCUCUGCUUAAUCCUACGAGAAAUUGGACUGAAUAUCUCAAUUGGACCUUCUCAACAAGCAAUGAGGUCGAUGCGAGGCAGAACGAAAUAAAAUUCACGAAAAAUGUUGUAUGCUUGGAAAUAAAAGGUCCUAAAGUACCUAAUUUGAGUCUAAUCGAUUUGCCUGGGAUUAUUAGGCACACUGAAAAUAAACAAGACGAAAAGUUUAUCACGAUAAUCCAGGACUUGGUAGAAUAUUAUAUUGGAAAGGAGAAAUCUAUCAUCAUCGCGACUAUUUCCUGUAAAGAUGAAAUCGACAAUCAGGCAAUUGUCGGACUAGCAAGGAAAGUCGAUGAAUUCGGGAUCAGAACUCUAGGCGUCCUUACAAAACCAGAUACGAUCGAAGUCGGUGCCGAAAACCAAUGGUUAAAAAUAAUGUGCGGUGAAGCACAUAAACUCGAAUUAGGAUACUAUAUUGUGAGAAAUCCUCCGCCAAAAGAACUCCAAAGAGGAAUUACUUUUGAAGAGGCACGAAAAGCGGAAAAAGAAUUCUUUGCAGGAUCAUGCACUUGGCAUCAUUCUCAUUUGCAACCCAGAAUUGGCGUAGAAAAAUUGCGUGGAAAGUUAAGUGAACUCCUUAUAAAAGCUAUUGAAAGAGGGCUUCCUUCAAUCAAAAAAGAUGUUGAAGAUCAACUUAAUAAGGCUCGAAGUGAACUGGAAGAAUUGCCUGAUCCCAUAUCCGAAAACUCACGUGUCGAACUUUACCGCCUAGCCAAAAAAUGUGCAACUAUGAUAAAAGAACAAACAACAUGCUCGAAUAAUAAAAUGAGUCUCUGGCAAGAGAUCAACGAAGAAUUGAAAAGUUUCAAAAUCGAGCUUUGCAGUACACGGCCAAUCUUCGUCGUCGGCAAAAACAAAGGCAAACACGGGCUCGAUGAUGCAAAAUUUGACGUUUUGAAAGAAUUUGUGGAUCCAGGAAAUGUGGAUCCAAGAAAAUUGGAAGAAAAUAAACAUGAUUUUAGUCGGAAGGAAACCGAGAAGCUUCAAGAAAUUACAGAGGCGGAUAUUCGGCGCACAAUUAUGAUUGCUAAAGGAAGACUGUUGCCAGGAUUCAUACCGUAUUCUUCUGCAUUAAUGCUGAUACGCGAUUUUCAAAAGAACUGGAAAACCCCUGCGUGUCAUUGUUUGAAUAACAUCCAUCACAUUAUGAGUAGGCUGGUUGACAAAUCAAUUCAAGAGACAUUUGGUAGAUUUCCGAUGCUCAUCGGAAUUAUGAAACAAAACGCCAUGAUCUGGCUGGAUACGUGCAAAAACGAAACUAACAAACGACUUGAAUUUAACGUACUCAUGGAAAACUCGUAUCCAUUCACUUUGGACGAAGGAACCAUGUCAAAAGGAAAACUCACAUACCUUGCAGCCCUCCAAGAAGCGGUUCAGAUCGAUGGCGAUCGGCAACCAUCCGACUACUUGGAGGUAAUCGCUGCGGUGAUGGCCUAUUUCAAACUAUCCUUCAAACGAUUCGUUGAUUCCGUUGCGAUGACCAUAGCAUAUGCAUUCGUCGACGAGUAUCCCAAACUAAUAGAAGAAAAGUUAUUGGCGCAAAUUAUAGAAGGCGAGAAUGGAAAAGUGAUGGAUGUCAAUGAACUGAUAGCGGAAGAUAGCUCUAUUGCUGUUGCUCGUGAAGAACUGUUGCAACGCGAAAAACAUAUGAGGGAGCUAUUAAAUGAUUUGGUGCGGUUUGGGAUUUGA
Messenger RNA from Ambispora gerdemannii, 2124 nucleotides. NCBI's taxonomy places the organism in Eukaryota, Fungi, Glomeromycota, Glomeromycetes, Archaeosporales, Ambisporaceae. The record is from the annotation of a GenBank genome assembly.